AUGGCUGCUGGCGGAGCGGUGUCCUCGGGCACAACGGUAGGAUAUGAGCACCUCCUCGAUCCUAAGAGGAAGUGGAACACUAAUCGACGGCUGAUAACACUUCAUGCUUGGAUCGUCCUCCUCGUCAUCACGUCUUCCGCCAAUGGAUUCGAUGGAAGUUUAAUGAAUAGUUUCCAGUCGCUGUCUCAAUGGGAGAUGUACUUCAACUAUCCCUCCGGCGGCAAACUGGGUCUACUUAAUGCCAUUCAAAACAUUGGAUCGCUCGCUGGCUAUCCUUUCGCACCAUACCUCUCCGAUGGGUUGGGACGUCGACCCACCAUUUUUAUCGGUGCCACUAUCAUGUUGGUUGGUGUUGCUGUUCAGUCCGCAGCUUACAACCUUAGCAUGUUCAUCAGCGCACGAUUUUGCGUUGGCUUCGGUUUGACGUUUGCAACUAAUGCGGCUCCUAUGUUGGUCACGGAGAUUUCAUACCCGAAAUAUCGUGCGCCACUCACCUCGGUAUAUAAUUCGUUGUGGUACUCCGGAAAUGUUAUUGCAUCAUGGACAACGUAUGGUACCGCAAGGAUCAACAACAACUGGUCGUGGCGAAUCCCUUCUCUCAUGCAGGGCAUUCCAUCAGUCUUCCAAUUUAUUCUGGUUCUCUUUGCACCGGAAAGUCCGAGGUGGCUCAUCUCCAAGGGGAGAGAUGCUGAAGGUCUUCGCAUCCUUGCGUACUACCAUGCGGACGGUGACGAGCAAGAUCCUUUGGUCCAAUACGAGUUUCAGGAAAUCAAAGCAGCUAUUGGGCUGGACCGUCAAUCAUCGAAGAACGUCGGCUGGACUUCCCUCGUCAAAACUGCAGGAAACAGAAGGCGUAUCCUCAUUAUAACUGCUAUUGGUUUUUUCUCGCAGUGGUCUGGCAACGGUUUAGUGUCCUACUAUCUCCACGACGUUUUCGACGCGAUUGGAAUCAAGAGCGAGGCUAUCCAGUUGCUGAUCACGGCCAUUCUGGCCGUCUGGAACUUGUUUUGGGCCAUCGGAAUUUCGUUCUACGUCGAUCGACUUGGUCGUCGCCCCCUCUUCCUCGCUGCAGCGGGUGGUAGUUGCAUUUUCUUCACCGUGCAGACCAUCUGCUCCGCACAAUUCGCGAUCCACGGCACGCCUGCAGCUGCUCAUGCAGUAAUUGCGUCUAUCUUCCUGUACUACGCGGCUUAUGACCUUGCAUUCACACCUCUCCUCGUGACUUACACUGUCGAGAUUCUCCCGUUCCCCAUACGUGCUAAGGGCCUCAAUAUCUCUGGUGUCGUCAUCUCCUCCGCCCUCAUCUUCAACCAAUACGUCAACCCGAUCGCGCUGAGCAAGCUCGCGUGGAAGUACUACAUCGUCUACUGCUGCUGGACAGCGUUCGAAUUCGUCUUCCUGUACUUCUUCAUCAUCGAGACGAAGAACCGCACGCUCGAAGAGACCGCGGCACUGUUCGAUGGCGAGGACGUCGCGGAGCGCAUCGCUUCUGCGCAGGCACAGCGUGAGGUCCGGGAGGAUCUUCGUGGCCUGGACGAGAAGGACCCCGAGAAGCUGAUAGUGUGA
Molecule: messenger RNA, 1566 nt
Organism: Sparassis crispa
Lineage: Eukaryota; Fungi; Basidiomycota; Agaricomycetes; Polyporales; Sparassidaceae
Exons: 11
Coding region: 1-1566 (521 amino acids)
Biological process (GO): carbohydrate transport; transmembrane transport
Cellular component (GO): membrane
Molecular function (GO): carbohydrate:proton symporter activity
Source: RefSeq, a predicted model, not a curated record